Messenger RNA from Lolium rigidum, 1989 nucleotides. RefSeq names its product ABC transporter G family member 1-like. The record is from RefSeq and is a predicted model, not a curated record. The transcript has a single exon. Gene Ontology annotation, molecular function: ATP binding; ABC-type transporter activity; ATP hydrolysis activity. Gene Ontology annotation, cellular component: membrane. NCBI's taxonomy places the organism in Eukaryota, Viridiplantae, Streptophyta, Magnoliopsida, Poales, Poaceae. Bases 16 to 1989 code for a protein of 657 amino acids.
GCCUUCCACGACCUGAUGUACAGCGUCAAGGUCAAGCAGCCGAUGAGGUCGUCGUUCAGCCGGAGACGCGACCACGACGUCGAAGCGGCACAUAGUCACGGCGAGGGCGUGAGGACACGCGCGCUGCUCGACGGAAUCUCCGGUGAAGCGCGGGAGGGGGAGAUCAUGGCCGUGCUUGGCGCGAGCGGCGCCGGCAAGAGCACACUCAUCGACGCGCUCGCUGACCGGAUCCAGCGCGAUAGCCUCCGCGGCGCCGUCACGCUCAACGGAGACGCCCUGGACAGCCGCAUGCUCAGAGUCAUCUCGGCGUACGUGAUGCAGGACGAUCUGCUCUACCCGAUGCUCACCGUCGCCGAGACGCUCAUGUACUCAGCGGAGUUUCGUCUCCCGCGCUCGCUCUCUGCGUCCAAAAAAAGGAGCCGCGUCGAGGCGCUCAUCGACCAGCUCGACCUCCGCGCCGCCGCCAACACCAUCAUCGGCGACGAGGGCCACCGCGGCGUGUCCGGUGGCGAGCGCCGGCGUGUAUCCAUCGGCAUCGACAUCAUCCACGACCCCAUCGUCCUAUUCCUUGACGAGCCCACGUCUGGCCUCGAUUCUACAAGCGCCUUCAUGGUGGUGAAGGUGCUACAGCGCAUCGCGCGGAGCGGCAGCGUUGUGGUCAUGUCGGUCCACCAACCAAGCUACCGCAUCCUCGCCCUCAUUGACCGCCUCAUGAUCCUCUCCCGCGGUCGGACGGUCUACUACGGCCCGCCGGCCGCCCUGCGUGGGUUCCUCUCUGUGUUCAUGGGCGAACCGAUCCCUGACGGGGCGAACCCGGCCGAGUUGGCGCUCGAUCACAUACGCGAGCUGGAGGGCUCCCAGGGCGGGACCGAGGAGCUCGUCAAGUUUAACAGGUUGUGGCAAGAGAAGACUCUCUCGUCCCGUGCCGUGGACGGGCCUUGGCUGUCGCUCAAGGAGACCAUCCGCUUGAGCAUUGCCCGCGGCAAGCUGGUGUCCGGCACGGAGGUGGCGGCGGUGGCAGUACUCAGAACCGAAGUUGCCACUUACGCGAAUCCGUGGUGGGUCGAGGUGUGGGUGCUGACGCGGCGAGGGUUCACCAAUACCCGCCGCACGCCGGAGGUGUUCCUGGUCCGGUUCGGCGCCGUGGUAGCAACCGCUUUCAUCCUGGCCACCCUUUUCUGGCGGCUCGACAGCACACCCACGGGCGUGAAGGAGCGAUUCAGCUUCUUCGCCAUCGCCAUGUCCACCAUGUUCUACACCACCGCCGACGCGCUCCCUGUGUUCCUCAUCGAGCGCUACAUCUUUUUCCGGGAGACAGCGCACAACGCGUACCGCCGAUCCUCCUACGCCGUGUCUAACGCUAUCGUAGCCUUCCCACCACUCAUCUUCCUCUCCCUCGCCUUCGCAGCCAGCACCUUCUUUGCCGUAGGGUUGGCCGGUGGAGCCGAGGGCUUUGUUUUCUUCGUCCUCAUUGUGCUCGCCUCCUUCUGGGCGGGGAGCGGCUUCGCCACGUUCCUGUCCGGCGUGGUGCCGCACGUCAUCAUUGGGUACACCGUGGUGGUGGCCGGGGUGUCCUACUUCCUGCUCUUCAGCGGCUUCUUCAUGAGCCGCCACCGCAUCCCCGACUACUGGAUGUGGUUCCACUACAUGUCGCUGCUCAAGUACCCGUAUGAGGCAGUGAUGCAGAACGAGUUCGGCGCCGACACAGGCAAGUGCUUCAUGCGAGGGGUGCAGAUAUUCGACGGGAUGCCCAUGGGGAAGCUGCCGGUGGAGAACCAGGUGAGCAUGCUCACCACGAUGAGCAAGUCCAUGGGGAUCCACUUCAACACCACAACCUGCCUCACCACGGGGACGGACAUACUGGCCAAGCAGGCCAUUGACCAACUCGGCAAGUGGGGCUGCUUGUGGGUUACUGUCGCGUGGGGUUUUCUCUUACGGAUCUUCUUCUAUGUUACGCUCGUGCUCGGCAGCAACAACAAACGAAGGUGA